Messenger RNA from Exophiala dermatitidis NIH/UT8656, 1753 nucleotides. RefSeq names its product 3-oxoacyl-[acyl-carrier protein] reductase. The record is from RefSeq and is a predicted model, not a curated record. The transcript has 3 exons. Lineage: Eukaryota; Fungi; Ascomycota; Eurotiomycetes; Chaetothyriales; Herpotrichiellaceae. Bases 663 to 1532 code for a protein of 289 amino acids.
GGUGACUUGGCCUCCAUCUUGCAUCGCGCCUUGGGCCUUGGGCCUUGGUGUUGGAGCAGUUCAACUGGCCAUGCCAAGUCGACGGCGCUCGCCUUUCUUUGCGAGUGUUGUACAAUUUCUUCGAUGGCCUUGUAGGACGUUCGCCCUGCACAAGUACAGUGCCAGGCGCCGACUUCGGGUUGCACAGGAGCCUGUACCAGCAAAUUCGCCUCUAUACGGUAAAGUGCAUUGUCAGGCAACGUAGUUGCGCUUUCACUUACUUGACCCGCCGGACUUCUGUGCCUUGUGCCACUGUUCUGGUGGUGUCCUGUUACGACAACCGUGAAGAAUGGAUCACUUGGAUGACCAGAUUUGAUAUUAUGCCAACACUCAAAAAGCAAAGGCAUCAAUGGUUCCUCCAGGAUCAAGACGGAAAGCAGCUUGCUCACCUCGGAGGGUACACCAUUAUUGUAGCCAUCUGUGGUUAUUGUCGGCCAAUGAUAGACCAAUCAGUGAUCAAACCAAACAACCGAGGUACUAUCACCGUGGAUGAUCUUACCGAAACCCCAUCUUGACUUCCCCAGAUUUGCGAGGACUAUAUCUCCGGCCUACUUGUUCACAUAAGAAGCAAUCGUUCAAAGCUCAGCGACUCACUCUGCCAGUCAUUACAGCCCACACUAAUCAUGACCUCGUCAGCCGACCUCCGCAUCACAACCUUGUUCGACGUUAGCAACCAUGUUGUGCUCGUCACAGGAGGGGCCACCGGCUUAGGUGAAAUGGCAGCACAAGGAUUCAUCCAGAAUGGAGCAAAAGUAUUCAUUGCCAGCCGCAAAGAGUCAGAGUUGAAAAAGACUGCAGACCGGCUGAACGCGCUUGGACCCGGAAAAUGCGAGUACAUCGUCGCUGAUCUGAAGGACAAAGCUGGAUGCGACGGGCUGGUCAACGAGGUCAAGAAGCGGACUGAUCGAUUGACUGUGUUGGUGAACAACACGGGAGCCAGUUGGGGUGCACCAUAUCACGACUUUCCUGAGAGUGGCUGGGACAAGUUGAUGUCGUUGAAUGUCAAAUCCAUCUUCUACAUGACCGUGGGACUAGAGCCUCUCUUGCGCAAUGGGGCCAACGCGGACAACCCAUCGCGUGUGAUCAACAUUGCUUCGAUGGCGGGCAUCAGCACUGUCGAUGUCACCGCUGGUGACGACGGAGGGCUCUCAGCUCCUGGACAUGGCACUUAUAGCUAUGGUCCAUCCAAGGCGGCUUGUAUCCAUCUUUCCAAGAUUCAAGCAUCGAAGCUGGCCCCCUUGAACAUCAUGGUCAACUGUGUCUGCCCUGGUGUAUUCCCGUCUCGAAUGACGAGAUUUGGAAUCGACAAAUAUAUCGAUUCCUUGUUGGAGCGACAGCCGACUGGCCGGGUGGGAAAACCGUCCGACUUUGCCGGAUUGAUUCUAUUCCUCAGCAGUGCCGGAUCAGCGCACAUGACGGGCAACGUCCUAGAAAUUGACGGUGGAAGUACGCUCACCGGGUGGAGGUCCAAGAAGAAGGCCAGCAAGAUCUGAAAAGGAGCAUGUGUUCGUUGUGAAACAGAUAACAGCACUGGAAACGUCCGAGCGUUAACACGGGCGUAGCGGGCUGGCGUGCGAACCGUGACCGUGCGAAAGAUGACUGGGGUUUAUUCGAAUGGGCUUUGAUGGUGCAGAGUUGUCAAAUAUAUACCCAAGGCCUCAUCGUCUAUUUUCUGCUGGAGGCCUAGUAAUCACAACGAGACCGGUUGUACCAC